AUGACCACAAAACAAAACUCCAUUAUCUCGGCCAACUCACGAACGAAAUUGGGCAAUUUCCGAUAUAUUCCACGUACAGAAAAAACCGAAAUGACUUCACCCAAGAAAUCAGCUAUCGAAGUUUCCGAUGCUACCUCCGCCAACGCAGACAAGGAAAAUCAGAAGUCUUGGAUGAAUGGGGUCGCAAGGCCACCCAAGUCACCCACCAAAAGCCAGACGUCAAUACCACUCAAGGAAUCAAAACAAUCAAAAGAAUGUCCUAAAACGCCUGCAAAUAGAAUACCACUGGCCGAUCUCAUCAGCAACGCCGAAGACGCCAUAAACCUUGUUCCGGAGAAGGAAAUGACUCCCGACGAUUAUAUAUCCUGGCAACCAGCACCUCCUCAGAGCUCAGGCGCAGCAAGCGGGACAAAGGGACGAGGCAAGAAGCGCCGGCACAGUUCGUCUCCUACUAGUUCGCCGGGGAAAAGUCUUAAAUCCGGCAAAGCCAAAGAGCCGUUCGAUUUGAAGACCUUCCAAGCCCUUCUAAAGACCCCACAGAGCGACAUAGCGACUGAUCUAUGGAACAACUACGUCGGAAAAAGCAAGCUAGAAGGAGCUCUAGACAUUCCAGCCAAAUUUGCCAAUUUAUCUUCUUCGCCUCGAACGCCUACUAUAUCAGAAAAAACAGGACGGGACUCUUCAGCGCUGCGGAGGUCUACUAGUUGCAAUGCUGACUGGCCAUCCUCCAAUGCAAAACGAAGAAGAGUUGAUGGUUAUCAGGGCACGCGUGCUGCCCGUGAUAUUUUCUCUCGGUCGAGAAGCAAUGUUCUCGAUUCUGGAAGCUCCAGAAAGAUGAGCUUUCUCUUGGAUAAAAUCCAAAACUCACUGGCCAAUUCAAAAGCAUUCACUAAGACUGCCCCGCCUUCUUCUCCGCCUACUCAGGAUGAUAGACGAGAACCAUCACCGUCACCUUCCAGAAGCAAGCCAAAUGGAAAAUUCGCCGCUGGUCAGCACAUUCCUGAGGUUGCUAUGGAACGCAAUAAUUCAGUCGAUCAACCACAGACCCGCCCUAAGGACAAGAUAUCAUCUUCCUCAUCUGAAUUCAGUGAUGAUGAAUUCGACGACGACAUAUUAGCUCUUGUUGAAUCAGCAACAGACCCGUUCACUGAUUCUAGCAAACCAAAUGAUAAGAUGUCCGAAACCCCCAUCAAUCGCAGCUCGUUCAACCUACAGCAAUCACCGUGCCCCGUUCAAAAUCCCAAUAAAGAAAGAGCCGCGACGUCGAAACUUCAAAAUCAAAGUGACGACGAAUUCGAUGACGAUGACGAUUUCGGAGAAGGCAUGGAGGAAUUACUUGCACAGUACGAUGAUAAAGGAUCACGUCAGAAUGGUACUAUUUCUUCAGACACAAAAGAAGUGAAGGCUCAGACAAGUGCAAUAUCAAAUGUAUCUCGGCUCGGUGAGAUCACAGGCGUCCAGUCAGACACGAAUAUAUCUCUGGACGAUGAAUUCGACGAUGAUGAGCUGGAUCUUGACGGCAUAGACCAGGAUGCAGUAAAUGUGGCGGAGCAUCAGGAUCAAAAACCCAGAGCUCAACAAGCCAUCAAACGCUAUCUCAUUAUACAAAUAGCACAGAGCCAGUAUGUAAAUCAGAAAGGCCGUGUCCAGUCAGAACAGGUACUCUCCGUCGAAGAUGAAAGAACUCGCUUUUCCAACGUGAUCACAUUACGCGAUAGUUGGUUCGACUCGCCAUGCACAAAAAACUCCUACAUUCAUCUUAUCGGCGAUUUCGACAACAAUGGUCACUGUAUUGUUGAUGACAGCCAUAACAUGAUUAUUCUUCACCCCGAUCAUCUGAUAUCAGCUACUGUUGUUGCUGAUGCGGUGACAUGUCAAAGACGCGCUGUCCUGCAAGACCGAAUCAAGGCAACUUCUGAUAUCAAUAGGCCACAGAUUUUUGGACAUAUCCUACACGAGGUCUUUCAGGAAGCUAUGAAGGCCAACCAAUGGGAUCUGUCAUGGAUACAAACGAUGGUAGAGCGGGUCCUUGUCCGAUACGUGGAGAGUCUAUAUGCCAUCCAUAUGUCCAUGAAUGAGGCCGUGGAGUAUGUGAUGAGCAAGGUACCCGAGCUGCAGGCUUGGGCUGAAGUUUUUCUUCGCUCUAGCCCGAGUGCAGAAUCGUUGGUCGAAGAUCGACAUGGCUCAAAGGCGAACUUGAGUAUAAACAAACUACUAGAAGUUGAGGAACAUGUGUGGUCACCCAUGUAUGGGUUGAAAGGAAACGUCGACGCAACUGUUCAAGUAGUCUACAACGACGAUACCGAUAACAACCAAAAGACAUUGACGAUACCUCUAGAAGUGAAGACAGGCAAAAAAGACACCAGCCAUAGUCACCGAGCCCAGACUGCGCUAUAUACACUUUUGCUGUCUGACCGAUACGGCAAGCCCUCUCAUCGUGCAGGGAACAGAACUCUAUUUGCUAACUUUUUUCUUCUUCUAGAUAUUGAGAUCACCUUUGGACUUCUUUACUACCUCGAGAUGAGAAAAAUGUUUCGAGUUAGGGGCAUUCGCCAUGAGCUCCUGCAAAUGAUCCAAGAACGAAAUCGCCUGGCGGGAUACGUCCGUGAGAAGACGGAGCUGCCGCCCAUGAUCAAGCGGCCCCAUAUGUGCAAGCAGUGUUACUCUAAGACGGCUUGCUUUGUCUACCAUAAGCUGGUUGACAACGGGGAUGGUGAGACGAGCGGCGUUGGAGACAAAUUUGAGGAGGUAGUUGGCCACCUCAACCCUCAACAUGCCGAGUUCUUUAAGAAGUGGGAUAGCCUCCUGACGAAAGAGGAAAAGGACAUGAUGAAGUUUCGACGCGAACUGUGGACUAUGCUCAGCAAGGAGCGAGAGGCCCUCGGUCGUUGCUUCGGCGAAGUCAUACUCGAACCAGGCUAUUCUUACGAGGAUGAAAAUGCCCCAAAGAUAAAUCGAUAUCAGUAUACAUUCGUCAAGGCAAAACCGUUGCCGGGUUUUUCUUUUACCGAGUCUCAGAUUACCAUGGGUGAACCGAUAGUCAUAUCUGACGAAAAGGGCCAUUUUGCAUUGGCUAAUGGCUACGUUCUUAAAAUCAGCCAGAAGAGAAUCACAGUGGCAGUGGAUCGGCGAUUACACAAUGCACGAGUCAAAGGGAAGGGAUUCGAUCCUCAUGCAAACCAGAGUUUCAGAGGUAUAAUGGAACUCGAGAAUAACAACCCUUCAAGCUCGUCGGCUGUCGAUGACGGAGAAGAGCAAAUGAUUUAUCGACUUGAUAAAGACGAAUUCAGCAAUGGUAUGGCCACGGUGCGGAAUAACCUGGUGUGCAUGAUGGAGAAGGAUCUAUUCCAAGCUCAGCAAUUGAGGAAGCUUGUUGUUGAAGGGCAAGCGCCCAGUUUCAAGAUUCCAUCGUCUUCGUUUGAGCUGUCUUCAUCAGCAAAGUCCGGUCUCAAUGUUGAUCAAAAGCGAGCUAUUGACAAAGUCAUGAGCGCAAAGGACUAUGCUCUUGUUCUGGGGAUGCCUGGCACUGGAAAAACGACGACAAUAGCACAUAUCAUCCGUGCCUUAGUCUCUCAGGGAAAGAGUGUGCUAUUGACUUCCUAUACUCACACAGCAGUCGACAACAUCCUCCUUAAGAUCCGAGAUGACAAUAUCCGAAUUCUUCGCCUCGGUGCUACGUCAAAGAUACAUUCUGAGGUUCAGCAAUUCGCUGAUCUGGCCGCCGUUCCGAAGAAUACGAUCGAGGAGUUGAAAGAGUCGUACGAAGAAUCCACAGUUGUGGCUACAACAUGUCUGGGUGUCAACCACCAAAUCUUCAACCAACGUGUGUUUGACUAUUGUAUCGUUGAUGAAGCUUCUCAAAUCACACUACCAGUUUGCCUGGGGCCUAUUCGGAUGGCGAAGACGUUUAUUUUGGUUGGCGACCAUUAUCAGCUGCCACCUCUGGUUCAGAACAAGGAAGCCCAGCAGGGUGGGCUUGACGUGAGUCUGUUCAAGCUUCUAUCUGACGCUAAUCCAUCAUCUGUGACGAACCUGGAACACCAAUACCGGAUGUGCGAGGAUAUAAUGCUCCUUUCAAACAAUUUGAUCUAUUCCGGACGUCUCAAAUGCGGGAAUUCACAGGUUGCUUCACGCACUUUGGUCAUUCCAAAUUUGAAGGAAGGAUUGAAGAGCCACCAUGUCACAUCUCUCUCACAAAUGUCCUCUGGACGAUGCCUCGGCCCCAGUCACGGACGUUGCUGGAUCAAGGAUCUACUCGAUCCUUCAGCAAAGACCAGGCUGGUAAACACUGAUACUUUAUCUGGACUCGCCCCGGAGAUUGUAGCCGGUUCUCGCAUGACGAAUCCUAGCGAGGUAACACUGUGCGCACAGCUCGUCGACUCGUUGGUAUCGUCGGGCAUCUCGCCGCGAGAAAUCGGCGUGAUCACUUUUUACCGAAGCCAGCUGUCAUUGCUACGACACACGCUACGGCGCCACUCCCCCGAACUAGAAAUGCACACAGCGGACAAGUUCCAAGGCCGAGACAAGGAAAUCGUGAUUCUGAGCUGUGUGCGGAGCAACAAUGAUAAACAGGUUGGCGAGCUCCUGCGCGACUGGCGCCGCGUCAACGUGGCAUUUACUCGAGCCCGAACGAAACUGCUAGUCAUUGGCAGCAAGUCCACGCUUCGAGACGGUGAUGAGCUACUACGCAAAUACGUGGCGCUGAUGGAGAAACAGCAAUGGGUAUACAAUCUCCCCAAGGACGCGCUGGAAGAUCACGUAUUCGAGUCCAGUGACGACCAGGCACUGUCGCCCACACAACGGCGAACAAAACCAGCAGCAGCAACUUCACCACGAUCCAUGGACUUGACUCCCAGUAAAAAUAAUCCCAAACGAAAACGCCAGUCGCCGACUACUACAACUACUACAUCGCUGAGUCCAUCGGAUGGAAACAGGGUCAAAAAGGCUAAGCUCAAGACACCGGAAAAGAGAGGCAGUCGAGGCUUCAAUACAGACAAAAUUUUGCAUGCACGACCUAUAUUGAAUGACCUAGUGAAUGAAUUUCUUGAAUAA
Messenger RNA from Talaromyces rugulosus, 5052 nucleotides. RefSeq lists its product as uncharacterized. The transcript is spliced from 4 exons. Gene Ontology annotation, biological process: replication fork reversal. Gene Ontology annotation, molecular function: 5'-flap endonuclease activity; single-stranded DNA helicase activity. NCBI's taxonomy places the organism in Eukaryota, Fungi, Ascomycota, Eurotiomycetes, Eurotiales, Trichocomaceae. Gene Ontology annotation, cellular component: cytoplasm. The record is from RefSeq and is a predicted model, not a curated record. The coding region runs from base 1 to 5052 and encodes 1683 amino acids.